Molecule: messenger RNA, 2515 nt
Organism: Closterium sp. NIES-67
Lineage: Eukaryota; Viridiplantae; Streptophyta; Zygnematophyceae; Desmidiales; Closteriaceae
Source: the annotation of a GenBank genome assembly
ACUGAUCAGAGAUCAGCUGUAGACUACACUAGUAGCCGCCAGUCUGCCGUUUCUAUCGUUUUCAAUCACCAGAUCCUUUCGUGUGAUUUUCCACGACCCUCUGUCACCUCGGAAUCUCCUUGUGACUUACCGCACUCUCGGCCAUUCGCGGUGAUUUCUUCCAAUGGCGUCCGUCCUGGCACCGCAUUGCGUCUCGACUGACAUUCGAUCGGCAUCAUUGCUGCAAUCCUGGCGCCGAUCCACGUCAGCCGAGUCUCAAGCGUCAGGCUUGUCGUCGCGAUCCUGGUUGGCAUCUCGCCAGCUGCAUUUGCGAACGUCGCCAAUCUCAUCGCCAGGAUGCUCGAAAUUUCGCGGUCAGGCACGCGCAACCCUUGAUUCCGUAUCCCCCUCCUCCCUCCCACCAGCGAGUACAGCAGCAGCCGCCACGCGAAGGGACCUCCUCACGUCUACCGCCACUCUCUCCGCCGCGUUGCUCGCGCAGCCGCUGCUUCCGGGCUUAGCCGUCGCUGACGAGGCGGCGAGCGUGGCUGAAGCGAGCGUGAUUGUAGGAGAACCCGCACCAGCGGCAGCAGCAGCAGCAGCGGCACCCGAAGCAUCCCCAGCACCAGCGCCGGCAGCAACACCAGCGUCAACCCUAGAAGCGGGCUCCUUGCCCUCUACCACCCCAAACAGCAGCACCAGCAGCAGCAGCAGCAGUCCCACCACUCCCACCCAGUCUUCCAACCAACCUCCCACCCCGCCUUCCUCCCAGCCUCCCUCCCCACCCACCACGCCCACACGGCCCUCCUCAUCCUCCCCGCCUCGCCCUGCCAGCGAAGUCCUCGACGUCGCCAGCUGGCAGCGAGUGCGCGGCGACGAUUUCGCCGUGCGGUUACCACCCGGUUUCGUCGACGUUACGCCGCAGCCCGACGAAGAGGAGCUCAACGCCCCCAUGUCAACUCUGGGCCUCGAAAAUCGGGCAAAAAAAAACCCGCUGCUUGCCCGGUUUGUCUCCCCGGACGAAUCGGAAGUAAUCACGGUAAUUUACCGCCGAGCAGCUGACGUAAAACUUUCGUUCUUCGAGCCCAAAGAUGUUUCUGAUUUCGGCCCGAUUGAGGAAGUGGCCAAUCUCUUCGUGCCACCUGGCUCGAGGGUAUUGGCCAAACGGGCUUUCACGGCUACACCCAGGCGUGCGACACGGACGUAUUAUUUGUACGAGUUUGUAACGGGAAAGGGUCCCAAGGCGUUGCAUGGGGCGAUGAGUGUGAGUGUAGCGAGGGGUCAGGUUUACCUGAUGGCUGCCACUGCUCCUGAGGACAAGUGGCGGCCUGCUGCUGCCAGGCUCAGGGCUUCUGCUGGGGCGUUCCUGCUGGUGAUUUAAGGAGGUGUGAUUGUAGCAGGAGCAGGGGAGGGGACGAGGGGUUGGGAGUGUGUCGAGGCGAUAGGUGUAUCUGAUGGCUGCUACUGGGCCUGAGGACAAGUGGAGGCCUGCUGCUGCCAGGCUCAGGGCUGCUGCUGGGGCGUUCCUGCUGGUGAUUUAAGGAGGUGUGAUUGUAGCAGGAGCAGGGGAGGGGAGGAGGGGUUGGGAGUGUGUCGAGGGGACAGGUGUAUCUUAUGGCUGCUACUGGGCCUGAGGACAAGUGGAGGCCUGCUGCUGCCAGGCUCAGGGCUGCUGCUGGGGCGUUCCUGCUGGUGAUUUAGAAGGAGACGUGAAUGUAUCAAGUGCAGUAGUGUCAAGAGCAGGGGUAGUAGAGAGCAGGGGGUGUGAGUGGAGCGAGGGGUCAGGUGUCUCUGAUGGCGGCUACUGCUCCCGAGGACAGGUGGAGGGCGGCUGCUGCAAGGCUCAGGGCUGCUGCUGCUGGGGCGUUCCUGCUGGUGAUUUAACACAACGUACUUGUUGCAGGAGCAAGAGGGUGGGUGUGGGUCUAGCGAGUUGUGCAUGUGCAGGGAGAAGUCUGCUGAUGCGAGGCUCAGGGCUGCUGCUGGGGCGUUCCUGCUGGUGAUUUAAUAAAGUGCUUGUAGCAGGAGCAAGAGGGUGGGUGUGGGUGUAGCGAGUGGUACACGUGGAGGUGGAAGGCUGCUACUGCCAGGCCCAGGGUUGCUGCUCCUGGGCGUUCCUGCUGGUGAUUUGAAGGAGAUGUGAUUGUAUCAGGAGCAGGGGAGGGCAGGAAGGGGUGUGAUUUUAGUGAAGGUAGAUGCAUGGCUGCCUGUUUCUGACAGCAAGUAAAGGGGGUGGGGGGAUUCAAACAAAACACAGUUACGGAGGGGGGCCGUCCUGAGGAGAUGCAAGACUCCCAUGCUCAGAAGAUGCAAGAGGCUCCAGGCUAAGAAUAGCAGUGGGAAUUUUUAAGGUAGUGGGCUUUUACGAGUAUUCAUAGUGGUUUUUAGGAGGAAUACCUUCUGGUACUACUACACCAGGGUUUCACUGACCUCCCAUUCGUCGUGCCUUAUGUGCAAGUUGCUCGCUCUCUUCUGUUUGAUGAAACACUUCGCUGAGAGCAGGCCCCCAAAUUGGUUUUGGGGUUGUCUGAUUCAU